UGAAUAUUUACACAAAGCAGGUGGAUUUCACCAAUCUUCCGCCCAAAGUUCCGUGUUUGGACCGAAAUAUUUGCUCGAUCACAAUAUUGUUCUAGUCACUGUUAAUUAUCGAUUGAGCUCAUUAGGUUUCAUAAAUACCGGUGAUACGUACGCUACAGGCAACUAUGGUCUCAAAGACCAGGUUCUCGCCCUUAAAUUUGUACGUGAUUAUAUUUCAUCCUUUGGCGGUAGUCCCGAAUCAGUGACAUUGGCUGGUCAGAGUGCCGGUGCUAGGAGUAUCGUUCUUCACAUGGUUUCACCUUUAUCCAGAGGUUUGUUUCAUCGUGCAAUCGCUAUGAGUGGUUCUUCAACUACUCCCAUUCCUCCACAAAGAGAACAAAUUCAAGUAGCUAAGAAACACGCAAAGCUAAUGGGAUGCACGACAGAUACUAGACCGGAAAUGUUUGAAUGUCUGAAGGAAAAACCUGCUGAAGAGUUUGGGAAGACUGUUAGAAGUUUUUUGGAAUGGAAUGGAAAUCCUACAUUGGUUUGGUAUCCUGCGGUAGAGCCAGUAAACGUUCCUGGAGUGGAAGCAUUUUUACCUGACGAGCCGGAAAAAUUGAUGCGCCAAGGACAAAUCUACCACGUGCCACUUAUAAUCGGCGUUACUCGAGACGAAUUCAGUUUUAUGGCAACAUCUGGAAUAUGGUCAGCUAUGCAAGGAAACGAUUCGUAUUUCCAAGAACUGAACGAUAAUUGGUACGAACUGGCACCGAUAUGUUUUGGCUAUGAGCGUCAUACUGAUCGAUCCAAAUAUAUAAGUGAUGAGCUGCGAAAAUACUACUUUAAUGAUGAGCCACUUAGCUUAAACAAUUCCGGAUCCUUACGAAAAAAUCUUUUUCAGCUUUACGCUAACGCAUUGGUGCAUUUUCCUGUUUAUCGAGCAGCAAGUUUAAUAUCGCAAUUUUCUCCAGCUCCAGUUUACUUCUAUGAAUUCACGCAACUCGGAAGAUACAGUAUUCAAAAAUGGCCUGAUACUGGCAAGCCUAAAGGAGGCGUAGCUCACGGCGACGAUUUACAAUAUAUUUUUAAUAUUGAAAGUGAUGCUUAUAACUUUCCAAAAAGUUUUCCUUUUUAUAAUGGCAAUGACUCGGAAGUUGUAUGGAUCAACCGGUGGACAUCGAUAUGGUCAAAUUUCGCAGAAGUUGGAGCACCCCUCCCGAAAAAUCCUGUGUUAUUCGAUGAUGUGAUUUGGGAAAGAUUGCAGCCCAAUAAUAAAAAAUACUUGAAUCUUGGAGAAGAAAUAAGUUUACAAACUGACUUUGAGGAAGAAACAAUGAGAUUAUGGGAUAAACUUUUUCCUUGAAAAUUAUGUUUUUAGGCUUGUGGGGCUAAUAGAAAGUUAAAAUAGUCAAUAGUUGACACUAUUUUACGAUCUCCUUAGAAAAGCUUGAAACGA
Molecule: messenger RNA, 1438 nt
Organism: Phymastichus coffea
Lineage: Eukaryota; Metazoa; Arthropoda; Insecta; Hymenoptera; Eulophidae
Product: esterase FE4-like
Exons: 7
Coding region: 290-1345 (351 amino acids)
Source: RefSeq, a predicted model, not a curated record